AUGCAUCCGCCAGAGGGGUACCCAAGAGAAAUUGUGCAGGCUAUUCAGGAAGUUAUACAACUGUAUCUGACUUAUAAGAUUCUAGUGCCCACUGACUCCCCAUGGAAUUCACCGAUUCUGCCUAUACCAAAAGGGGAAGGGAAAUAUCGAAUGGCUCAGGAUCUUCGUCGGGUCAACAGUUCAACAGUCACAAUUUAUCCCACGUUGCCAAAUCCUUAUGUGUUACUUGGGUUAAUUCCACCAGAAGCCAAAUGGUUUUCAGUUAUUGAUUUAAAAGAUGCCUUCUUUUCUAUACCCAUUCAUAAAAAAAGCCAGCACUUGUUUGCCUUUGAAUGGGAAAAUCCGACAACAGGAAGGAAACAGCAGUAUACUUGGACACGCCUUCCACAGGGAUAUAAAAAUUCCCCAACGCAUUUUAGCGCGGCGUUAGCUACGGACUUGGAAAUUCUAGAUUUACCCCCUCCUGAUGUUGUGUUGCAAUAUGUGGAUGAUCUUUUGGUGACAGGGCAAACAGAAGAGGACUGUCAUGCCAAUACAGCAGCCCUGUUACUUCUGUUACAAGAAAAAGGCUAUAAAGCUUCUAGGGCCAAAGCACAAUUGGUCCAAUUGAAUGUUAGGUAUUUGGGAUAUGAUAUCCAGCAGGGGCAAAGAACUUUGGGACAUGAAAGGAAGGAAGCCAUUUGUCAAUUACCAGCCCCAAGAAAUAGGAAGGAAUUGAGAGGCUUUUUAGGAGCAGCAGGAUUUUGCCGCAUUUGGAUUCCUAACUUCGCAUUGUUAGCAAAGCCACUUUAUGAAGCUACAAAAGGGAAUGAAACGGCACCUUUGCGGUGGGAAAAAGAGGAACAGAAAAGUUUUUUGAACUUAAAACAUGCUUUGACUCAAGCCCCGAGUCUGGGACUGCCUAAUUUAGACAAACCUUUUCGUUUAUUUGUGGACACUAAACAGAAUAUGGCUGUGGGGGUGUUAACUCAGAAGAUGGGAACGUGGUAUCGACCAGUUGCAUAUUUGUCAAAACAAUUGGAUCAGGUAGCAAAAGGGUGGCCCUCUUGUCUUAAGGCUGUAGCAGGCACAGCUUUACUUACUCAGGAAGCAAAUAAACUUACUUUUGGACAGCAGUUGAAUAUCUACACCCCCCAUGCUCUUCGGGCUGUUCUGGAUCAGAAGGGCCAUUUGUGGCUUACCAAUCCACGUAUGUUGAAGUAUCAGGGGCUUAUUACACAUAACCCCCUCAUCAAACUUGUUCAGUCAUAUGCUUUGAAUCCUGCCACUCUGUUACCUGAACCAGACUCUGAGAUCACUCAUGAUUGUCUGCAAACCAUCGAGGAAACCUAUGCUAGUCGCCCAGAUUUGAAAGAUGAACCCUUUUCCGACCCGGAUGCAACCCUUUUUACCGAUGGAACCAGUUUUAUCCAUGAAGGUGUAAGGAAAGCAGCUUAUGCUGUAGUUACUCUUGAUGAUGUAUGGGAAGCCAAGCCCUUACCUGCAGGAACUAGUGCCCAGUUGGCAGAAUUACAUGCACUCACUAGGGCAUUGGAAUUAGCAAAAGGUCUACGUGUCAACAUUUACACAGACUCCAAAUAUGCCUUUCUUACAGUUCAAGUGCAUGGAGCUUUGUACAAAGAAAGGGGUCUUAUUACAGCAGGAGGAAAGGACAUUAAAUAUGGACCCCAAAUUUUGCGUCUAUUGGACAGUGUGUGGUCCCCCAAACAAGUUGCCAUUAUGCAUGUACGGGGUCAUCAGAAGGGGAUUUCAACAGCUGAAAGAGGAAACCACAAGGCUGAUCAGGUGGCAAGGGCAGCAGCUUUGGAUCCAUUCUCCCUGCAAGCUAACUGCCUUACUUUGUGGAUCCCGAACCAAGAGGAUGAACCCCCCUCAUAUAGCCACUCGGAAGUCCAGCAAGCUGAAGCUAUAGGGGCAGAACUAGUAAAUGGGUGGUGGACUCUGCCGGACAACCGGGUGUUUGUACCUCAGCAGUUAGCAUGGGAAGUUGUUUCUUCCCUGCAUAGGCAUUUACAUUUAGGAAAGACAGCUUUGGGAAAGGCUUUAACAAGGGAAGUCUAUAUUAACAAUUUGUCUAGUCUAGCAGCUGCUGUUUGCUCUCGAUGUCAGGUGUGUGCUGCUAAUAACCCACGUCAGGGCCCAAGUCUUCCCCCUGGGCACCAACCUAGGGGGGCUUAUCCUUUUGAUUAUUUAAUGAUCGACUUUACGGACAUGCCGAAAGUGGGAUCGUACACUGCUAUGUUAGUUGUUGUUUGCACAUACACAGGGUGGCCUGAAUGUGUUCCCACUAGAACGAAAAAAGCUUUGGAGGUAACCCAAACUCUGUUAAAUAUAGUUAUUCCACGAUAUGGGUUGCCCUCACGUAUCUCUUCAGAUAAUGGGCCUGAGUUCAUUCAUGCAGCCACUCAGAAGGUUGCCCAGGUGUUGCCCACUCCUCAAGUGGCAGACACAGUGAAAAUCAAACAGUUACAAGCCUUGAAUACUGUUGUCCAUCAAUUACAAAAAUAUGUGCUGUCAUGUCGUCCUCAUGUGAUUGUAACUCCAGUACAUAAUUUCCACCCAGGACAGGAGGUCUGGGUAAAGGACUGGAAAAAGGUGCCUUUGGAACCCAAAUGGUGUGGGCCAUAUACUGUUGUUAUUUGUUCUCCCCUUGCUGUUAAGGUAGCUGAAAUUAAGCCUUGGAUCCAUUGGACACGCCUGAAAUUGGCUGCAACCCCGUGUGAGACUGUUUCCAAGGACUCUGUCCAGCCUCUACACCCUACCAAAAGGAGAAGACGAAGGAAGGACGCCACCUCGCCUGCUGAUUCACGGGAAGCAAUCGCUCUACGGCCAGGUGGUGAAGACCCUUCUGCAGGUGUUGCUCCAGGUACCGCCGACACCCAUCACACAGGCAACGCAUCGCGUCUCCCGUGGAACCUUCGUCCCCGUCCAACGCGGAGAACCAACCAUGGAUUCCAACCACCGUCUACGCCAGACUGCGUGCAUUAG
This is a messenger RNA of Thamnophis elegans (Western terrestrial garter snake), 2988 nucleotides long. RefSeq lists its product as uncharacterized. The transcript is spliced from 2 exons. Gene Ontology annotation, biological process: DNA integration. The coding region runs from base 1 to 2988 and encodes 995 amino acids. Gene Ontology annotation, molecular function: RNA-DNA hybrid ribonuclease activity; nucleic acid binding. NCBI's taxonomy places the organism in Eukaryota, Metazoa, Chordata, Lepidosauria, Squamata, Natricidae. The record is from RefSeq and is a predicted model, not a curated record.